Messenger RNA from Catharus ustulatus (Swainson's thrush), 5952 nucleotides. It is a transcript of the gene THAP5, whose product is annotated as THAP domain containing 5. The transcript is spliced from 3 exons. The record is from RefSeq and is a predicted model, not a curated record. The coding region runs from base 52 to 1263 and encodes 403 amino acids. NCBI's taxonomy places the organism in Eukaryota, Metazoa, Chordata, Aves, Passeriformes, Turdidae. Gene Ontology annotation, cellular component: nucleus.
AGCUCAGCCCAGCCCAGCCCGGCCCAGCUCGCCCGGCGUUCCGUGGCCGCCAUGCCGCGGUACUGUGCCGCCACCCGCUGCAAGAACCGCGGCGGACAGAGCGCCAAGGACCAGCGCAAGCUCAGCUUCUACCCAUUUCCACUUCACGAUAAGGAGAGACUUGAGAAAUGGUUGCGGAAUAUGAAGCGAGAUUCAUGGACUCCAAGUAAGCACCAGCUCCUCUGCAGUGAUCAUUUUACCCCCGAUUCCCUGGAUGUGCGAUGGGGGAUACGGUACUUGAAAAAUACUGCUGUGCCAACUAUUUUCUCUUCCUCAGAUGAUGAGGAAAAAGAUUCUUCUCAGAACACUCCACAACAGGUACAGAAAGAAGACCAGGAACAAACAAAUGUUGUGUUGGAGAAAGUAUCUAUGCCACUUGAACCUUGUACACCAAAGAAAAAUUCUGUGAUUGCACAAAAUGUAGACAAAAAAGCAGAAGUGGCUUGCUCAACUGCACUGAGUAAACCUUCACAAAUUCAAAACCUGCAGCUUCCAAAUGAAGGUAGCUUUCUGGCAGACACUGUCGUUCUUGAUAGUUCAUCUAAGCAGUACAUACAUCAGCCUAAUCCUGUUUUAAUGACAACAGCAGUCCAAAGCAUGGAAGCUAGCAGUGUUCAUACUUCUGUGGAGGAUUCAGGAGGUUGUACAGCUACAGUCCUGCAGUUUACAGACCCUGACUACUUGAAUUCGUCUCUGAGACUGGACAGUGCUUUAGGGUUGGUUACUGACUAUGCAGUUGAAAAUUCUGUCCCUCACGUGGUCUGUUCUGGUGAAGUGCAGACAAGUGAAGAUGCAGUUUUACUCAGUACAGUCACACAAACUAUUGAACAGUUCAGUGGAAGUGAAGAGUCUGUCAUUGCUAUUAUUAUGCCAACUGAGAAUCCAGAAGAACCUGAAAGAGUGAAUAGUUCUGUCCUGCCUGUUAAUGAAGAGUUUCUUGACACUGAGGAGACAGAAGUGAUUGAAUAUGACAGAAAUGAAAUACUGCAGACUGAGCACUCAUACUGCAGACAAGACAUAGACAGAGAUCACCUUUGGCAAAAUAUUUCAAAACUGCACUCUAAGAUAACUUUACUUGAAAUGCAGGAGGUAAAAACUUUGGGGAGACUCAGGUCCUUGGAGGCUCUUAUUAGACAAUUGAAGCAAGAAAACCUGCUUUCUGAAGAAAAACUGAAGAUGGUAGAAAACUACUUUACAACACUCGAAGUGACUAUGAUACAGUAAAGGCUUUCAACUGAUGGUUCUAAAAUAUCUUUUUAGCCUCUUUGACUGUAUUUUUGAACAAAUUAACUUUUUUCCAGUUGUGUUUUAAACAUUUAAUGCAAAUUGUAUGAAUAGCAAAUAUUCUUUAAAAUGUUACACCAACCAAAGCUAAGUGGUAGAAUGUUGUCUGUAAAACAUGACGGGCAAGUAAGAUUGAAAAAACCCACUGAAUUGGGCGAAGUUUUCUUAAGUCUGUGAAUCAAGUCAGUAAAAGAUAAUUUAACCUUUUCUUAACUGCAGGCUUCUCUUAAACAUGCAGUGCCUGUAUUUGGGACAGCAGUGGAAUGGACAGAAUAAGCAUAUAGGAUGAACAAUUAUACAUGUAUAUAUAUGCAUUGUCCAGUGAGGCCAAAAUUGUUCUUUAGUUUUCUGUUCAUCUGACAUUUGUUCUGAUAGUUUUUUGUAUGCUUUGAUCUUAUUAAAAUUGCUUCUGCAUAAAAGGUGGGUUUUUUCAUUUGUUUCUAGAAACAAAAUUUCUCAUACAAAUAUUGUUCCAGUGGACAGGCCCAUCUCAUUUUUAAUUUUUUUGUUAUGAUUCAGCUUAAGUGGAAAGCAAUCACAGUUGUUUUUUCUAGUUAGCAAAAGGGAAAGCUCUAUUAAGUGAGUGCUGUCUGCAUUGAUCCUCUUACAGCCUACAGCUGGGUAAUGCAUAUAUCAUUAAUAAUAUACUGAAGAAAACAAUGUUCUGCAGAGCAGGUUGCUAGCAGAAUUUUACUUUGCAAGAAACAGUUGCAGAAAUAGAAAGUUACUCCUCUCUACUGAUUUUAUUAACUAUUUCUAGUGCAUGGGUUAUCACUGUACUAAACAGAUACUAUAAUUAAUUUUGAAGAAAAUUAAUUUGCUGAAAUAGUUUCUGCUUACUCUGUCAGUAUGCCACCCUUUGGAUUUAGUUUGCUAUAUGCUGUAGUACAGUGAAAAAGUCAUAGAUCAUCUGGUCCAUGGCUAGACAUCAUAGGUGAUCCUUGUUACACCCCUUCGAGCUGAACACUUCCAGUACAUUAUAUUUUACAACCAUUAGAUUGCUUGAGAAUGUGUUUAUUCAAGAUGGUGUCAUCCCCACUGCCACAUUUUCAGUCUAGGACUGGAACAAAUGGCGAAUUGAGGCUCAGUUCACACUGGCUGAAAAGCUGGCCUCCAACUGGAUAGUAAGUUACAAACAAAUUUCAACAUUUUUGAGACUUGGAAUAUCUCAAAGUGCAAAAGUUGGGCUGCUAAAGCACAGUGCUGUAGGAGGUAAGUCUGCAUUAGUAACCACUAGAUUAGGCUUGCUUGGUUGUUCAACUCAUUAACUUCUUUCAAACUUUAAUACAGGCCGUGCUUGGUAAAAUUGCUGAAGUACAUAAAGGCCACUUAUAAUAUGGUGAGUUAUCUACCAUGUCUGACCUGCUCAUUUUGCUCUCCCUGGAACAAGAGAACAUUCCUGUUCUGCCUUGUGUGCUGUGAAAUCACAAGGGUUGUCCUGUGUACUGUAGAAACAUUGCUGCCGUAUCUGAUCCCGUCUCAGGAACAUUGUCUAGGUCACCUCUCUGAACUGUACGUUUUGUAAUGUUUUACAAAGCAAGAGAUGUUUCAAAGUGAUUUACAAAAUGCUGUAUGAAAUUGCUAAAUGAUUUGGCAAUUUUAGAAGUUUCAUGAAUGUACUACAAAUCCUCUGUAAUGCUGUAUAUUUUAAGACAGCCCAUUUCAAAAGUUCACUGUAGUCUUUGAAUGGCAGUGAGAGCUCGUACAUGGAAAAAGUUUCAACACCAAAGCUGUUAUAUUAGCAAAGCUCUAUUCUGCCCCAAAAUUUGUGGAGUUUAACAUGGGAUUAACAUUGCUGAUGCAUUUUUGCUUUUACUAAGAGCUUACAGAGUAUUGUUCAUGGCAUAUAUUUCUUUAAAUGUAGGGGAAAACCCAAAAUGUACAAUUUUCCUUUCUUGUAUGGAGUUUCUUGGGUCUUCCAGUGGGUUGACUUUGGCUGGAUGCCAGAUGCCCACCAAGCUGUUCUAUCUCUCCUCUUCCAGCUGGACAGGGGAGAGAAAACAAGAUGGAAAACAGCUCAUAGGUUGAGAUAAGGCAGUUUACUAAAGCAAAAGCAAAAGUUUGCAUACACACAAGCAAAGAGAAAGAAAAAGAAGGGUUAAUUCUCCACUUUUCAAAAGGCAAGUGUUGUAAACAAGCAGUUCCUCCCUCUUCCUUCCCUCAGCUUUUAUAUGUGAGCUGGCACCACAUCCCUUUGGACUACUUGGGUCAGCUGUCCUGGUUGUGUCCCCUUCUGGGAUCUUGCCCACCCCUGGCAGGAAGUUAGGGAGACAGCACUGAUGCUGUGCUCAGCUGCAGCCAAAGCACCAGUGUGUUAUCAGCAGCUUUCCAGGCACCAGUGCACAGCACAGCACCAUGAGGACUGCUCUGGGAAAAUUAACUUCAUCUCAGUCCCAAAUUACAACAGAAAAAUUCAGUAACGCUACAAACCUCUCUCCAGGUCUACAAAUUUCAGAGUAUGUUUAGGACCAUUGGGCCCAGGGUGGAUGUAUUAAUUUAAAAAUAUUUAGCAUUGUAGUUGGCUGUUGCUGCUGACAGGAAGAUUUGUCUGGGUCCUUUGCUUCACUUACACACUAACCCCAAAUUACAUGGGCUAGUUUUCACAAGUAAGGAGAAAUAGCAUGUUGAGAUUCAACAAACCCCUCUGAACUAAAUGCUACAUAUGCAGUGCAAUUUCAGUGUUUCCUAAUCAUAAAGUGCAGCCCCACACACACAGAAUUUUAUUUCACUAAGCUUUAUGGGCACUUGUGCUCUAUAUUAUUCCUUAAGAUCUAGUGGGAAUUGCUUCUGUACAGUUACAACUCUGCAUCCAAGUAGUGCACUGAAUCAUCAUCAUUCCUUUUGUAAUGUUUUGGGCUUAUCUUGAUCCAAGUCAAAUGUGUGCAUUUAACUUUUCAAUAACUUUUCAUUUGCAUAACUUUUUUUUAAAAUCUUUUGAGUUUCCUCUUCCACUGGUGUAACUAAUUACUUCAGCACUACAUAUUUAACAGAUGUCAUCUGUUUCCUUAAGUCACUUCUUGAAUUGUUCAGUUCUAUUUUUUUUCCACUAUCCAUUGGCUACUGUAGGAAUUUGACAUUUGCUUUUUCCUGGGUCUUUAUUUAAAUUCCAUGAGUUUUAUUAAAUUUACCUACAAGCAGUGGCAUUCAAUGAUUUUCCAUCUUCUGAUUUUAUCACUCUCAUUCUGCAAAAUUUCUCUCUCAUUCUGGAUGCAGGGACUGCUACAGGGGAUUUUUUAUUCCUUUCCAGUACCUGUCCAGACUUUCUCUUUUGUGUUUUCUUGAAUCAGUGGUGCAAAUAUUGAUUGCACUCUUGCAUGCAUCACAAGCAUUCCUUAGAAGUCUGUCUAGAUCUCUCAUUCAAUGUCUGAUUUUUUUUCUCUUUCUUUUUACCACAGUGAAUUUGUAAUUAUUCCACUUAAACCAUUUGUCACUUAAACUCUCUCUGCCUGACUAUGAGAAGUGGAGAAUGAAUUGAAUUUUUUACUUUGCUUUCAUGUACAGCUUUUGCUUUCCCUGUUAAACUGUUCUAUAGUCAACCCACAAAUUCCCUCACUUUUACUCUUCUGGUUCUCUCUCCCCAUCCCACCAGGAAGAGCAUGCAAAUGACAGCAUGAGGCUUGCUUAAUUUCUGACUGAGGUUUAACCAUGGCACACGCUUUGUUCCUGAUUGCCCUAUAUACAACUCGAUGCCUCCUCUCCCUGGAUAAUGUCACUGAACUGCAAGUUAAUGUCAUACACACAAAUCCAUGUCCUGUGCUUCAGCCUGUAUCCAGUGCUGCCUCAGCAAAGCACUAGGACAGCCUAGCCCAGCCUUUCCCUGUCACAGAGGGUGGUCUAACACCCAGGGACCCCAUCACAUCACCAGGCCAGGGCUCAUGCUGGCAGGGUUGUCUGCACUCCAUAGACUCCUACAGCCAUAAUUAUUUAAGUCAAUGACAGUAGUAAGAGAAUGCUUAGCAGAAUGUGUUAUUUCUAAACUUACUGAAAAAGUCCUGAAAUGCCUUUGCUCUCAGACUUUUUAAAGUCUUACUCGUAAUGACAGUAGGGCAAUGAGAUCCAGAGACUGCCUUUGUGAGAGAUUGCAGCUGCACAGUAAUAGUCACCACAAAAGACCCACCUCCUUCCUGGGCAACCCAGGAGACACUGUGAGCAGCAGAAUGAAUUUUUUAACCACCCAAGCAGAACUAGACAAAUUCCACAUCCAACCUUGAGGAAAGGCAUAAGACAUAGGUAGAUGACUUGAUUCCUUUCCACAAAUUCCACAAGCAGGAAGCCUCUUGUUGCAUUGUAAGGCUGGACCAGAAACAGCAUCUGCACACUGGGGCCUUGUGAGAUGCUCAGGGAAGCAGGAGGAAGGAGUGGGCUUUGGCAUUGGCAUUGGCACUGAUGCUCUCCUGUGGGAUAUCUCUGCACCAAGGCAGCACCAGUUGCAGGUGCUGUCCCCCUCAUUGCGUCCGCAAUGCCAGGCAUGACUCAAAGCUGCAGAGAAAACCAAGUAAUCCACUGGAAGUCAGGAAUUGCCAGAACCAAGGCAAGAGGGGAGAGAAACAGAGAAAGGGAAAAGGGCAAAUUAUACGCUCAUUAAUUACAAUAUUUCACGAUUACAAGCCGCACCAAUUAUAAACCACA